Molecule: messenger RNA, 1977 nt
Organism: Gekko japonicus
Lineage: Eukaryota; Metazoa; Chordata; Lepidosauria; Squamata; Gekkonidae
Gene: TM7SF2
Product: transmembrane 7 superfamily member 2
Exons: 10
Coding region: 256-1515 (419 amino acids)
Biological process (GO): sterol biosynthetic process
Cellular component (GO): nuclear inner membrane; endoplasmic reticulum membrane
Molecular function (GO): oxidoreductase activity, acting on the CH-CH group of donors, NAD or NADP as acceptor
Source: RefSeq, a predicted model, not a curated record
AUCCUCUUGACGAUUGUAAGGACAGUUGGGCCUUAGCCAGGGGUAACUAAUUCACAUGAAGAGAGCUUAACGGGGUACCCAAGAAGAAGAAAAAUACAACUUGGUCUAAAUGGAUUCUUUCCACAGGCACGUGGCUCGUGAAUAACACCCCCCUGAGUAUACACAGGACUUAAAACCAAGUGCGGGGGGGGGGGGAGGCUCUCUGGCAGCACUGCCCACUCCCAACAGCGGAUUUGGUCCCUGGACAAGAGCACCAUGGAUCGACACAAGAUCCCCCGCACCAAAGAACUGGAAUUCGGGGGUGUUCUAGGGGCUGCCUGCCUCCUCAUCCUGUUGCCUGCCACCGUCUUCGUCCUGCUACUGACGUGUGGGACAGAGCAGGCCAGUCUCUUGAACUUCACUUGGCCUCUGCCCACGCUCCACUCCCUAUGGAACCCCCAGGACUUUGUGCUGGUCUUAGCCUGGGUAGGGCUGCAGGCUCUGCUGUACAUGCUCCCUCUGGGGAAGGUCACUGAAGGGACUGUUCUUCGAGACAAGAGCCGGCUCACGUACCGUAUUAACGGGAUACAUGCCAUGUGGAUCACAGCGUUGUUGGUGGGGGUCGGCAUGGCUGCAGGGUUGCGCCUCAGUUACAUAUACGACCAUUUGCUACAGCUCGCCUUCUCUGCGUCUGUUCUUGCUUUUGGACUCAGCAUCCUCCUCUACCUCAAAGCCCUCCUCGCCCCUGGGACAGGGCUGGCUCCAGGCGGGAAUUCAGGAAACCCCAUUUAUGACUUCUUCAUAGGCCACGAGUUGAACCCACGCAUCGGUACCUUUGACCUUAAGUUUUUCUGUGAGCUGCGCCCGGGUCUCCUUGGAUGGGCCCUGAUCAACAUGGGCAUGUUAGUGAAGGAGACAGAGCUGAGGGGAAAUCCUUCCUUGGCCAUGAUUCUUGUUAAUGCCUUCCAGCUGCUCUAUGUAGUGGAUGCCUUUUGGAAUGAGGAGGCCAUCCUCACCACCAUGGACAUAGUUCAUGAGGGUUUUGGCUUCAUGCUGGCUUUCGGGGACCUGGCUUGGGUGCCCUUCCUGUACAGUCUGCAGGCCUAUUUCCUGGUCACUCAUCCGCAGAAGCUGAGCCUGCCUAUAGCUGGAGGCAUCAUCCUGCUAAAUGGCCUUGGCUAUUCUGUCUUCCGCAGCGCUAACUCACAGAAGAACACUUUCCGCAGGAAUCCGGCUGACCCCAAAGUAGCUGGACUCAAAACCAUCCCCACAGCCACUGGGCGGCGUCUGCUGGUAUCAGGCUGGUGGGGGCUUGUGCGGCACCCCAACUAUCUGGGGGACCUCAUCAUGGCUUUUGCUUGGUCCCUGCCCUGCGGCAUCAGCCACAUCCUGCCUUAUUUCUACGUCCUCUACUUUACCUUGCUUCUGAUCCACCGGGAGGCCAGGGACGAGCACCAGUGCCUGAGGAAGUACGGCCUGGCCUGGCAGGAGUACUGCCGCCGAGUCCCUUACCGGAUCUUCCCAUACCUUUACUGAGUCGCUGCUUGGCUGGUUAGCCCUCUAAUCACAUUGACAACACACAUCCAUCACCUCCCUUCUGGGUGGCUACAGGGAAGCUCGCACCAAAACGGCCUGGUUGCACAAGACAAAGAGGGGCCACUGUCUUCGCAGGGUCCCACAGCAGCCGCAUAGAACCCCUGCCGGUCUGUUUCCAGAUAUCUGAGCAUUGUUUCCACGGAAUGAAAGACCAUUGCCUUCACAGCCAAGAUGGCUGACUCCGCCCAUGGAAAAAUCCACAUUUCCCAGUCAGACAUUGUGAGACUACUUGCAUCUGGAAAUUACCAUUUUUUUAAACCAAACCUGAAUAUGUACAUAUCUAACCCAUAGAUGGCUCAUGGACAGGGCUGGGUAGACCCUGUGCCCAUCACAAAAUAUUCUAACCUUACAAAGAAACACAUUCUAUGACUGGAAUUAGUUUAUGCAGAUGUGUUAGUUUUU